This is a messenger RNA of Punica granatum (pomegranate), 1913 nucleotides long. The record is from RefSeq and is a predicted model, not a curated record. NCBI's taxonomy places the organism in Eukaryota, Viridiplantae, Streptophyta, Magnoliopsida, Myrtales, Lythraceae.
UCUUUUCUCCAGAAAUUUGCCCUCUAGAAAGGUUAAAAGAGGAAAUGUCCGGAAACUAAAACGUAUCACCUUCGAUAUCCACAAGACUCAUCUCCAUUUGCUAUAUAAUACAUCCAAAGACAAAGCCAUAACAGAGCAAAAGGAGAGGCAAUGGAAGCAAAAAUCACUUCCAAGGAGCUCAUCAGGCCUUCAUCACCAACCCCACCACACCUGAGAACUUUCAAGCUCUCGCUUCUCGAUCACCUCAUUCCCGCCCCUUAUGCCCCGAUGAUCCUCUUCUAUCCUCCAGACUGUGGCCCUCAUCCAGACAAACCUCUCCGGGCAAGGUUGGACCUCCUGAAGAUAUCUCUGUCGCAGAACUUAACCCGGUUUUAUCCAUUAGCUGGGAAGAUACGAGAAGACCUAUUCAUCGACUGCGAUGAUCGAGGAGUUUUCUACGUGGAGGCCAAUGUCAAUGUCGCCUUGUCUCAGUUCCUUGCGCAACCAGACCCCGUCCUAUUGCAAAGGUUCCUUCCUUGCGAGCUAGUCCCAAGGAAAUCCUCAGAAGAGACUCACACGGCAAACAUUCAGGUCAACGUGUUCGAGUGUGGCGGGAUCGCCAUUGGAAUAUGCAUCUCGCACAAGAUCCUGGACGGGGCGGGCCUGAGCGGUUUCUUGAAGGAGUGGGCUGUGGCAACCCAGGGAGGUUGUGGCAGUGUGGCGGCUCCACGUCUCGUGGCUGCCACGGAUCUCUUCCCCGCAGACGACCUGUGGCUGAGAGACUCGUCCCUGAUGAUGUGGGGAUCCGUGUUCAAGGUGGGAAAGUCUGUCACCAAGAGGUUCGUGUUUGACGGGCCAGCGAUAGAGGCCCUCAAGGGACGAGGAACUGGCCAAAACGUGAAGAACCCAACUCGGGUCGAGGCCGUCUCCGGGUUUCUAUGGAAGUGCUUGGUGGCUGUCUCCCAGAGGAAGAACAAUGGCCUCGGAAGGCCAUCCUUCUUGACACAUUUGGUGAAUUUUCGGAACCGGAUGAAUCCUCCUGUACUGGAACUGUCCCUCGGGAACCUUCUCUGGAUAGCUUCCACGAAGCUGAAGACCGUAGAUUCUGAUCAAAGUGAUACAUUGCCUACUCUGGUGAGUGAAUUAAGGGAAGCAAUAUCAAGGAUAGAUGGUGAGUUCGUCUCAAGGCUGAAGUGGGACAAGGAUUUGAUUAAUGGAUCUUUAAAGGAGAUCAGUGACCGCAUGGGUGCUAAGGGAGGGGUGGACUAUUUUGGGUUCUCGAGUUGGUGCAAGUUGGGGUACUAUGAUGUCGAUUUCGGGUGGGGAAAGCCCGUGUGGGUCAGUAGCAUCGGGUCAGGUGGUUCGGUGUUUAUGAACCUUGUCAUCCUGGCAGACACGAGGUGUGGUGAUGGAAUAGAGGCAUGGGUUACUCUCGACGAGCAGGACAUGGCUCUACUGAAAGUGGAUCCGGAGAUUCGGUCAAUCACUUCUCUAGACCCAAAUCCUUUUGUGGUCGGAAAUAAACCGUGAGCCGUGGUCCCAUGUGCUCAAUUAAUGCUAAGUAUCGAGGGGUUGGGCUGUAAUAAAUAGAGUUGAAAAUAUAUGUAGGAUACAUGCAAGUAAAUUGCUUGUAUUUUUUUUUUCGGUUAUAAGGGAUGCCCAUAAACCUACUUCAUUGAAAAAGAAAUCAUAAAUAUCUGAUAAAGGGACACAGGUAGUCUCACUGGGUAUCGAACUUGAGAUCUCUUGUUUAUCAGGUGAGAGGUGCACUAUUGUGCUAUUCAUUUUCUUUAAUAUUGCUUGUAUUUUUUUGAGUAGAUUAUUUGAUCUCAAGUAAUUUAUCCUUACCUUUUACAUAAUUUACUUGAGUUAUAAGUAACUCAGUUGAAGUUUUUUAAGUGAAUACAUAUAUAUACAUAUAUUCCAACCUGCAU